AUGCCCUUCGGGGACAAUCGCUCGGAGGUGACAGAGUUCAUCCUGGUGGGCUUCUCGGGCUCGCUGGGCCUCCACGUGUGCCUGGCGGUGCUGUUCACGCUGGCCUACGUGCUGACCGUCACGGAGAACGUGGUCGUCGUCGCCGUGAUCCGGGUCAGCCCCCAGCUGCACAAGCCCAUGUACGUCUUCCUCAGCAACCUGUCCUUCCUGGAGGUGUGGUACGUCUCCGUCACCGUGCCCAAGAUGCUGCUCAGCCUGGCGGAGCCCCAGUUCCGACGCAUCUCCUUCAUGGGCUGCAUGACGCAGCUGUAUUUCUUCCUGGCGCUGGCCUGCACCGAGUGCACACUCCUGGGCGUCAUGGCCUACGACCGCUACGUGGCCAUCUGCAGCCCCCUGCGCUACCCGGCCAUCAUGAGCCCCGGCCUCUGCAGCUUCCUGGCCGCCAGCUCCUGGCUCUCGGGCUUCACCGUCUCCCUGGGAAAGGUCUUCUUCAUCUCGCGCCUGGGCUACUGUGGCCCCAACGUCAUGAACCACUUCUUCUGCGACGUGUCCCCCCUGCUGAGCCUCGCGUGCUCCGACGUGUCCGUGGCGGAGCUGGUCGACUUCCUCCUGGCUCUGCUCAUCCUGCUGGGGCCGCUGCAGCUCACCAUCUUCUCGUACGCCUCCAUCCUCGGCACCGUGCUGCGCAUCCCGUCCGCCGCCGGCCGGCGCAAGGCCUUCUCCACCUGUGCCUCGCACCUGGCCGUGGUGGUCAUCUUCUACUCCGCCUCCCUCUUCAUCUACGCCCGGCCACGCGCCAUCUACUCCUUUGACUUCAACAAGGUGGUGUCCGUGGUCUACACGGUGCUCACGCCCCUGCUCAACCCCAUCAUCUACUGCCUGCGGAACCAGGAGGUCAAGGGGGCCCUACGCAAGGCAGUGCAGAGGGUGGCCCGGGCCCUGGGUGCCCCGUCCUAGGGGCCUCCCCGGGACCUCGCGCUCCCUCAGACCUGCUCCA
This is a messenger RNA of Leopardus geoffroyi (Geoffroy's cat), 997 nucleotides long. RefSeq names its product olfactory receptor 226-like. Lineage: Eukaryota; Metazoa; Chordata; Mammalia; Carnivora; Felidae. The transcript has a single exon. Bases 1 to 957 code for a protein of 318 amino acids. Gene Ontology annotation, biological process: G protein-coupled receptor signaling pathway. Gene Ontology annotation, molecular function: G protein-coupled receptor activity; olfactory receptor activity. Gene Ontology annotation, cellular component: membrane. The record is from RefSeq and is a predicted model, not a curated record.